CUCGCCGCGGCGCGCUGACGCCAUCGGGCCGCGCCGGCGCGCGUGCGCACGGCGCCUCCCUGGCGGCGCGGCCCGGCGCGGCGCGCGGGCGAGUGUUUCUGAAAUGCGGCGCUGACCUCCAGCCCGUUGCGGCCGCGGUCCUCCUUUCCCCGCAGAGGCAGCUGCACGAUGGCAGCCCGCCUGGUGCGGAAGUGCUGUUGGCGGCACGUCGGUGCCUUCGUCUCUGCCCCCUCGGCAGCCCCAGCCCCUCUGCUCGUGUCAGCUGGGAAGAUGGCGAUGGCGAGAGCUCUCCCUCAAGCACCUUUCGCUGCAUUUCACGCAAGUCCGUUCAGCCGGGCGGAUGGAUUCUCGGUCAAAGAGCGGCUGGAAGACAACAGAAACCCAGAGCACAGAGUGAUCAGUGAACUCAUUGAAACAGCUACGAGUCCUCAAGAACUCUUGCAGCUGAACGAACUUCACUCUCUAAAUAGCAACCAAGCCUCACUAGUAAUUACUCAGCUUUCCCGGCUUGCAGCAGAAAAAAACCUGGAGACAGAUAGCAUUUUGCAAGAUGAACGCUUCCGACAGCUCAUCGUCCUCACCGAUUCUCAGAUUUCUCAGGUGUGGAAUAACACCCUGGUGAACCUCCUAAAGAGCCUGUACUCCCUAGGGGUGGACAGCGGCAGAAAGGAGAUGCAGUCGGUGGAGCACGAGGUGCUGUGGCGGCUGAGGCGCCUCAGCUUCAGGCAGCUCACCUCCCUGGCCGAGUUCCUGGCCCUCAAGCAGGGCAAGGACAGCAAGCUGCUGAGCGAAGUCAUGAAGAAGCUGGAGCUGCGUUGGACGGAGCUCGAGGGCACCAAAACCGUGGUGAUACUGAUGUCCAGGAUCGGGCACAUCUCGCCAGCUCUGAUGGACCGGCUGGAGGACAAGGCUCUGGAACUUGCUGAACAAUUCAACCCUGAUGAUAUCCGGAAAAUAACCCUGGCGUUAGCGUACCAGAACCGGCGCUCCGUGCCGCUGCUCCGGGCCCUGUCGUACCACCUGGUUCAGAAGCACUCGGAGCUCAGCCUCAACGUUUUGAUGGACCUCAUCUUUGCCUAUGGAAAACUGAAUUUCCACCAGCCCCAGGUCUUCCAGAAGAUAGCCACUGACCUGCACCCCCACGUGUCCACGAUGACACCCCUCGAGGUGACCCGCUGCAUCAGGUCCUUCGCCCUCCUCAAGUGGCUCAACCUGCCGCUCUUUGAGGCCAUCGCGCAGUAUGCGCUGGACAAUGCCAAAGAGCUAUCGGUCCCCCAUCUGUGCAGUAUCAUCCUGUCUUUUGCCCGCCUGAACUUCCAGCCCAGCGGAAGCGAGGACUUCUUUAGCAUGGUCCACGAGAAGCUGCAGGGCCAGCUGGACGGCCUGGACGCCCACGUGCUGGUGGACCUGGUGUGGUCGCUGUGCGUGCUGCAGCAGGCCAGGGCUGCCUACCUGCAGAAGGUGCUGGCACCCGCCUUCCACGCUGAGCUGCGAGGCGAUCAGUCCCCCAAGGGCCACAACUCGCGGCUGAAGCUCGUCCACAUCAACGCUGCCGCCCGGCUGGAAAGCCCCGACUACCGGGGGCCGUUCCUGCCCGCGGAGGUGCUGAGCGCCGCGGGCCACGCCGGGGAGAAGGUCACCGUGCUGCAGAGCGGCCUGGAAGAGGCGCUGGCGGCGGUGCUGGGGAGCAGGGACAACGGGCGCUUCGACGUGCGCACCGUCUACGGCUGGCGGAUCGAUGCCGAGAUGCUGGUGAACGGUGAAAACAAGCCGCUGCCCCUGAAGGGCUUCGCCGCUCCCCAUCUGCUCCGCUCGGAAGGGACAAAGGCGCUGCCGCCGGGUGCCAGGAGGGUCGCCUUCCUCAAGUGGGAGUUCCCCAACUUCAGCAACAGGAGCAAGGACCUGCUGGGCCGCUGCGUCAUGGCCCGGCGCCACGUCCAGGCGGCCGGAUUCCUCGUCAUAGACGUUCCCUACUACGAAUUCCUGGAGCUGAAGUCGGAGCGGCAGCGGACGGCCUACCUCAAGGACAAGCUGCGCAAGGCCGCGGCCGAGGAGCUGGCGAGCUAGCGGCGAGGCCGGGCGCCCGCCGGGAGCGAAACGCGUCUGAAUAAAGCGACUGCUGUACAGUG
Molecule: messenger RNA, 2129 nt
Organism: Dromaius novaehollandiae (emu)
Lineage: Eukaryota; Metazoa; Chordata; Aves; Casuariiformes; Dromaiidae
Gene: FASTKD4
Product: transforming growth factor beta regulator 4
Exons: 11
Coding region: 169-2067 (632 amino acids)
Biological process (GO): regulation of mitochondrial mRNA stability; mitochondrial RNA processing
Cellular component (GO): mitochondrial matrix; ribonucleoprotein granule
Molecular function (GO): RNA binding
Source: RefSeq, a predicted model, not a curated record